Molecule: messenger RNA, 872 nt
Organism: Mus pahari (shrew mouse)
Lineage: Eukaryota; Metazoa; Chordata; Mammalia; Rodentia; Muridae
Gene: Dcxr
Product: dicarbonyl and L-xylulose reductase
Exons: 8
Coding region: 55-789 (244 amino acids)
Biological process (GO): xylulose metabolic process; glucose metabolic process
Molecular function (GO): carbonyl reductase (NADPH) activity; L-xylulose reductase (NADPH) activity
Source: RefSeq, a predicted model, not a curated record
UCGAUUCCGGAACUCCAAGUCCAUCUUGCCCAGGCAGGACCAGGCUAGGGCACCAUGGACCUGGAGCUUGCAGGUCGGCGGGCGCUGGUCACCGGCGCGGGCAAAGGCAUCGGGCGCAGCACUGUGCUGGCAUUGAAGGCGGCUGGUGCACAGGUUGUGGCGGUGAGUCGGACGCGAGAGGACCUGGACGACCUGGUCCGCGAGUGUCCUGGUGUGGAGCCUGUGUGUGUGGACCUGGCCGACUGGGAGGCCACAGAGCAGGCCCUAAGCAAUGUGGGACCGGUGGAUCUUCUGGUGAACAAUGCCGCGGUGGCUGUGUUGCAGCCCUUUCUGGAGGUCACCAAGGAGGCCUGUGACACGUCCUUCAAUGUGAAUCUUCGGGCUGUCAUCCAGGUGUCUCAGAUUGUGGCCAAGGGCAUGAUAGCUCGGGGAGUUCCAGGGGCCAUCGUGAAUGUCUCCAGCCAGGCCUCCCAACGUGCACUGACCAACCAUACUGUCUACUGUUCCACCAAGGGUGCCCUGGACAUGUUGACCAAGAUGAUGGCCCUAGAGCUUGGGCCCCACAAGAUCCGUGUGAAUGCAGUAAACCCCACAGUAGUGAUGACACCCAUGGGCCGGACCAACUGGAGCGACCCCCACAAAGCAAAGGCCAUGCUGGAUCGUAUCCCACUGGGCAGGUUCGCUGAGGUGGAAAACGUCGUGGACACCAUCCUCUUCCUGCUGAGCAACCGGAGUGGCAUGACCACUGGCUCCACUCUGCCGGUGGAUGGGGGCUUCCUGGCUACCUGAGCCCCCCCUGCCCGCCGACACUCUGCUCAGCGCUAUGAUCAGGACGCUGUGCCCUCCACCCCUGCAAUAAAGCUCUCUGCUCA